This is a messenger RNA of Rodentolepis nana, 699 nucleotides long. NCBI's taxonomy places the organism in Eukaryota, Metazoa, Platyhelminthes, Cestoda, Cyclophyllidea, Hymenolepididae. The record is from the annotation of a GenBank genome assembly.
AUGACAAUUAUGUUGCCUGGAUACGAUAUUCACCAAAGCGGUGAUACUUUCGGACUCAUACUAGGAGAAAUAGUGGACAGUGGCACUCUCCGACAUACCCGGCUGGCGAGAAUCGAAGCCGUUGCUGAGUUUAGACUACGAGAGAAUUCCAGACCUCCGUGCAACGAAAUUAAAGCUCGAAACCGGCCGAUGUCUUUCCACACAAUGAAGGCCUUGAUCAGAGAGAAUUCAAGACCUCAAGGUACAACGAACUUAAAGCUCGGAAAGGAGAAACAGUGGACAGUGGCACUCUCCGAUAUAGCCCCAAAGGAGAAACAGUGGACAGUGGCACUCUCCGAUAUAGCCGGCUGGCCAAGGAUCGAAGCCGUUGCUGAGUUUAGACUACGUACAGGACACUAUUGCCCCGUUGAUGAGAGGAAACGGUUGCCUGGCAAAACACCUUCACAGAUUGGGAGUAAACACUCCAACCCACAUGCCCUCUAUGUAACCUACAUGAGGAAACGAGAAGACCCACCUGAUUCGGUGUCCAGCCCUAAAGACACAGAAGACCCACCUGAUUCGGUGUCCAGCCCUAAAGACAGGAAGACCCACCUGAUUCGGUGUCCAGCCCUAAAGACAAGGAAGACCCACCUGAUUCGGUGUCCAGCUCUAAAGACAAGCAAGAAAGCCAGAGAUACUGGGAAGCAAGAAGACAGCUAA